CCCGGAAGUGUCAGUCUGAAAACAGACCCGUCGCCGUUAGCUAGCUGAGUGUUUCAAAAUCUAUUUGCUAAAUCGUCGCAUUUUAAACAGUUUAUAUAAACGAAAUACUCCUAUUUAUAUUUUAGAAAAUGGGAACCAGAGAUGAUGAAUACGAUUAUCUGUUUAAAGUGGUUCUGAUAGGAGACUCGGGUGUUGGCAAGAGCAACCUGCUCUCUCGUUUCACCCGGAAUGAGUUUAACCUGGAAAGUAAGAGCACCAUUGGAGUGGAGUUUGCCACCCGCAGUAUCCAGGUGGAUGGGAAAACGGUGAAGGCUCAGAUCUGGGACACGGCAGGACAGGAGCGCUACCGGGCUAUCACCUCGGCGUACUACAGAGGCGCGGUGGGGGCCCUGCUGGUCUAUGACAUCGCCAAGCACCUGACCUAUGAAAACGUGGAGCGGUGGCUGAAAGAGCUGAGAGACCACGCAGACACCAACAUCGUCAUCAUGCUGGUUGGCAACAAGAGUGACCUGCGUCACCUCCGGGCCGUGCCCACCGACGAGGCUCGGGCGUUCGCAGAGAAAAACGGUUUGUCUUUCCUUGAGACGUCAGCCCUGGAUUCCACCAACGUUGAAACGGCUUUCCAGACCAUUCUGACAGAAAUCUAUCGAAUCGUCUCUCAGAAGCAGAUGUCAGAGCGUCAGGAGAGCGACAUGUCUCCUAGCAACAAUGUGGUCAACAUCCAGGUGCAGCCCACUGAGAACAAACCAAAGAUGCAGUGCUGUCAGAACAUCUAGCCCCGCCCAUGUUACCACUACACCUCUACCCCCUCAUAUACCCUGUAUUCUGACCUCUACCCCCUCAUAUACCCUGUACCCCCACCUCUACCCCUCAUAUACCCUGUACCCCCACCUCUACCCCUCAUAUACCCUGUACCCCACCUCUACCCCUCAUAUACCCUGUACCCCACCUCUACCCCUCAUAUACCCUGUACCCCACCUCUACCCCUCAUAUACCCUGUACCCCACCUCUACCCCUCAUAUACCCUGUACCCCACCUCUACCCCUCGUAUACCCUGUACCCACACCUCUACCCCCUAACCCCUCAUAUACCCUGUACCCCCACCUCUACCCCCUCAUAUACCCUGUACCCCCACCUCUACCCCUCAUAUACCCUGUACCCCCACCUCUACCCCUAACCCCUCAUAUACCCUGUACCCCCACCUCUACCCCUCAUAUACCCUGUACCCCCACCUCUACCCCCUAACCCCUCAUAUACCCUGUACCCCACCUCUACCCCUCAUAUACCCUGUACCCCCACCUCUACCCCCUAACCCCUCAUAUACUCUGUACCCCCACCUCUACCCCUCAUAUACCCUGUACCCCCACCUCUACCCCUCAUAUACACCCAUCUUGUUUUAGCUCGCCCGGUGCCCCGGUUGGGUGGAGAUCCCACUUUAGAACCAAUUAAAUGGUCUCUCAAAUGUGUGAAUUUGGCCCAUCCGGCUCUCAGGGUGAGGUUAACCAGAUGCACUCACUUACUCAGUCUCAUAGGAGUAGUGCCCUCCUCCAUUCUCUCCUCCUCUCCGUCCACUCCCUCUCUCCUCCCUCCCUCCCUCCUCCACUCCCCAAUACCUCUCCACUCCCUCUUCCUCCCUCUCUCCUCCUCUCCCUCCCUCUGUCCCUCCUCCACUCCCUCUCUCCUCCUCUCCCUCCCACCCUCUCUCCUCCUCUCCCUCCCACCCUCUCUCCUCCCUCCCUCCUCAACUCCCUCUUCCUCUCUCCCUCCUCCUCUCCCUCCCUACCGAUCAUGAUCUGAGAAGCCUAGUCAGUGUCUGGAGUCGUGUUCCCCAGCGGAGCCUUUUCAGCCAGGAAGUCAUUUAUAUUUCUCACUUAGAUGUAAUACUGUUGAUGCUCUGACAUGUCUUACACAGAAAUGUCUUAAUAUAUUCAUCUGAUUUUUUUAUCUUCAUUUUUUUUCAAUUUAUGACUUUUCCAUUUUGUGUGUUCCUCCAUUUUGUGUGUUCCUCCAUUUUGUGUGUUCCUCCAUUUUGUGUGUUCCUCCAUUUUGUGUGUUCCUCCAUUUUGUGUGUUCCUCCAUUUUGUGUGUUCCUCCAUUAUUAUUUUGUACCUAUGCUUUUUUUAAAUGUUUUUUUUUUGUCUUCAAAUAUUGUAUCAUAUUUCCUACUAACGUGUAUGUAUUUAAAGCACACUGAGAAUGCUCUGAUAUGUAUCUGUCUACGACCCCCCUCCUCCCAUCAGUUAGCCUCGCUCCCUCCCUCUCUCUUUAGUAUAAUGUCAUGUUUGACAACGGUAGGUUUUUCCAAACAUGUGGAUGUAUUAAGCACAGUGUACUAGAUAGAAUGUAUGCUCCCUGGUCCCUGUCGAUAGGUGGAGUUUAACAACUGAUCUGAUUGCUGUAAAUAGCUUAAGUAAAGACUUGUGGCAUUA
Molecule: messenger RNA, 2429 nt
Organism: Oncorhynchus nerka (sockeye salmon)
Lineage: Eukaryota; Metazoa; Chordata; Actinopteri; Salmoniformes; Salmonidae
Product: ras-related protein Rab-11A
Exons: 5
Coding region: 129-776 (215 amino acids)
Biological process (GO): neurotransmitter receptor transport, endosome to postsynaptic membrane; melanosome transport; exocytosis
Cellular component (GO): transport vesicle; Golgi apparatus; postsynaptic recycling endosome
Molecular function (GO): GTP binding; GTPase activity
Source: RefSeq, a predicted model, not a curated record